CAAGCCUGGGGGACAGACUGAGGAUCCCUCCCAGCACCCAUAGGGGAACAUGCAGACUCCGGGGCUUGUGGUAUUUUGGUUGGUGGCUGCGCUCAGUAAUGGUGACGACUCCUGUCCAGAAGUGAAGGUUGUGGGAGUCGGAAGCUCUGACAAACUAACCAUCCUCAGGGGGUGCCCGGGGGCUGCAGGGGUUCCUGGGUAUAAAGGUGAAGCUGGAGCUUCAGGGGAGAAAGGUCAAAGUGGAUCCAAGGGGGAACCUGGGAAGGCUGGCCCACAAGGGCAACAAGGACAGAAAGGAGACAAAGGAGACGGAGGAGCCCCAGAACAAUUUUAUGCUGCCAGGAACUGCAAGGAACUGCUGGAUCAGGGGGCAAUUCUGAGCGGAUGGUACAAGAUUUACCCCGAUGGAGAGAGGCCUCUGACUGUGCUUUGUGACAUGGACACUGAUGGAGGGGGAUGGAUUGUUUUCCAGAGAAGAUGGGAUGGCUCCGUUGACUUCUUCCGAGACUGGGACUCCUACAAGAAAGGGUUUGGGAGUCAGCUGAGUGAAUUCUGGCUUGGGAACGACAACAUUCACACUCUCACAUCGGCAGGCACCUAUAAGCUUCGCAUCGAUUUCACAGACUUCGAGAAUCAGAACAGUUUUGCAGCUUAUGAUUCCUUUGCAACACUGGGAGAGAAGGAUAAUUACAAACUGAUCCUUGGGGCUUAUUCUGGGGGCACUGCAGGAGACUCUCUCAAUCAUCACCGCAACUGUCCCUUCAGUACCAAAGACAGGGAUAACGAUUUCCAUAACAUUAACUGCGCUGACACAUUUAAAGGUGGUUGGUGGUACGGAAGCUGCCAUGACUCCAAUCUGAAUGGACUGUACCUAAGAGGGAAACACUCCAACGAAGCUCUCGGCAUCAACUGGGAAACCGGCAAGGGGAACGGCUACUCUUACAAAGUAACAGAAAUGAAAUUUAGGCCUAAAUAACAUUUAUAUUUACAGGCUGCAUAAGACAUGCAAAGCAGCCUUCCCUUCUGUACCCAACAUUUCACUAUAAUGUAUAUAACAUAAACGGUUAUAAGCAGGUCCAACUCCUGUGUAAAAGACAAGAUUAGUAGAUCCUCGUGAGGCACACAUACUAGGCCUUGGACAUUGGGUAUUGACAUAACAAAGACAUAAAUACAACCAUUACUGACCUUCCAGAACCAGAAGAUGUUCCAGAGAAUGCAGCAGAACUACAUCUCCCUUUCCGUAUGAUGUAGAAUAGAAACCCCAGACGCUGACUGCUAUAUAAGUGCUGUAUUCUUAAAGGAAAAGUAACAUCUAAAUUCCAUUGGCAAAUAAGUUUAUUAAGUUUUUUUAAACUGGCAUUAGAAUCAAACUUGCCAAUACCAUGUUUGUGCUUGGCUACAAUAUAUCAGGACCUUUUUAAUGACGCCCAAUGGACUUUGCAAGUUCACUGGAUCUGAAUGUUUCUAAUUAUUAAACUGAAAGUACAUUGUUCUGGAAUGUUUUCCCGAGUCCUCGAAAGUCAGGCAAAUAUUUUAACAAGUUCUGGCUUUGUUCUUGUGUGAAUUAUUCUCUGUUUGUAACUCUGCUGGAAACCUGACGAUUCCACCGACGUCUGUUAUCGAGCGAGAAAGUAAAUAUUGUUCCUGCAAAGUUGCAUUCCCGCAGGUAACAGUGCUUUCCAAUGAGUGACCCACGUUCCGAGCAAACUGCACAUCGCUGCAAAUCUAUAUAAAUCCGUGCAGAUUGCCAGCUCUCCGAAUUAAAGUGCAUUGAAAUGUG
Xenopus tropicalis (tropical clawed frog) is the source of this 1780-nucleotide messenger RNA. Its product is annotated as MGC107780 protein. NCBI's taxonomy places the organism in Eukaryota, Metazoa, Chordata, Amphibia, Anura, Pipidae. Gene Ontology annotation, cellular component: cell surface; extracellular region. The record is from RefSeq and is marked predicted.